AUGAAAUAUAGAAAGCAAGGGAAUUCAAAGAUCCGUGGAGGAUUAUAUACAUUGAUUAGAAUGGAGCAACAAAAUGCUACUGUUUUCCAAUUCGAGGUAUAUUUGCUCGGAGCACCUACAAGCCACAAUAAAAAUUCUACGAAGAUUUAUAGGACAAGCUUCUAUAACACAACGAUGUCGAUACCUCCUCAUCCGACAGUCGUCAGAAACCAGCAGCCAAAAAAUGUAAAUGUGGCCCCACCCCCACCUGCAAUUGUGCCAGCUGGCACAUCACAAGAGAAACCAGUUGUUGUUGAUCCUCUUGGUGAAGCAAGGAGUAAAGUGCAAGAAGAGAUUGGUAAGGAGUUUGCUGCAAUGAUGUCUAGUGGGACCCUUUGUGCAAGUGAGGCUGUUGCACUUGCAACCAAAAAAGAGAUGCAGAAAUAUGGGCACAUAAAUGCUGCACAAAGCUGA
Lactuca virosa is the source of this 453-nucleotide messenger RNA. The record is from the annotation of a GenBank genome assembly. NCBI's taxonomy places the organism in Eukaryota, Viridiplantae, Streptophyta, Magnoliopsida, Asterales, Asteraceae.